CACACACACCAGCUGGCCUGUAUUUAUUAUUAAAGCCUAUAUAAGUUUAGCAUGUUUUUUUUGAUGAUGUGGUUAAUAAUAUAAAGUCUGUAACUUCUGAUUGUUCACUCAAACAAUGUUAUGGUCAAGUGGGAGAUUAGAUGGUGGGCGGGGCUUAAGUGGAAAGUCUAGCGGUUCGGUGACGUCACUGUGUCCUAUAGCCUAUAAAGCGGCGAUGGACGACGCUCGAACCGUAUGUGUGCGCGUGCAUAUGCCGAGUCGACAUGUCCCGGCUACUGAUCCCGGUGCUUCUGUGCGGCGUGUGCGUGUGUGCGCGCGCGGUGCAGCCGCGGGACUACGGAGUGAAGCUGUGCGGCAGAGAGUUUAUACGUGCCGUGAUCUUCACCUGCGGGGGGUCGCGGUGGAGAAGAGACACCGUGCUGGAGCUACCGGGACUGGAUCCGAACCCGCUCCUUUCUUACCAAAGCUCAUCAGAUGGCGAAGAGCAACUCAACUGGAUAAAAGACACUGAUGCAGCUCCUGACAAACUAUCCUCCAUUCUCUCCUCCUCAUCCUCCUCAUCCUCUCUCAGUGACCUCCUCCGGGCCACAGAAGCUCAGAGGAGCAUCAGAGAUGAGUCAAAACUGUCUGAGGAGGUGCAGAGAAGCUGGCUGGACUUGCUCUUUUCCUCCAGGCCACUAGGGGGUGAACACAUAAGGAGUUUAGACCUUGGCUGGCUUCGUGAGGGCCGGAGGAGGCGCAACUACUCCCUCGGCCUGGCAGGGCUCUGCUGCAAUCAGGGCUGCACCAAGAACGACAUCGGACGCCUGUGCUGAGGAUGGAGGGAUGAAGUAGACGAGUGCGGUCCCAAACCUUUUACACACAGACCUCUUAAUGCUGCUCCAGAAAUGUCCAGUUUGUAAAUAUUGUGUAUGAUGCAACAGUAUAAAUAAACAAAAUAAAAAUAAAUAAAUAUUAUUGUCAGAGAGCCAAAUGACUGACAUUCCAAGGUUUAUAAACAAUUUUGCCGAGUGAUGGACAAAUAUGGGUAAACGUGGGCGGAGCUUAAUAUCAAUUCAACCACCAAUCACAAAUCAGGAGGCUACAAAUCAACAGCCCCCCCCCACAACGAUACUACAAUCAUUUAAUUAAUAAAAUUAAUUAAUAUUUAUUAACAAGAUCUUUAGAGGGUCAGUUUCUCUCUCUCUCACACACACACACAAACAAGCUUCUAAAGACACAGACACACUUCUCUUGUUAUUUAUUCCCUCUUUUAAUAUCCAUUUUUCUUCCUGGGAAAAAAUACAGAUUCAUCAUAAUUUUGUAAAACACAACAUACUGUACAGAUUUAUCGUGUGGCUUUAUCAUGUACUAAAGGUUACAAAACGCAAAAUAAUGACGACGUGAAACAAAAUAUAAAAUACAGGAAUCGGUUUAAGUACGUAUAAAAAUCUAUCAGUAAAACACAGCCGUGUAAAAGUCUACACACAACCUGCUUUAGCAGAAAGUUUCAGUGCCAGAAGGACGACGUGCUGCUGUAGCUUUUCUUGUCCUUUUUUUUUCCCCCACGCAGAACUUUUCAGGAGUCAUGAGUCAGAAUCGAGUUCUUACGAGUCGUUCAUGAGCGAGAAGGUUUUCAGCUAUGAGAAGAACAAUCAAAACUCAAAGAGUCGAUUCUUUUUGGUGAACUGAGUCAAA
Messenger RNA from Tachysurus fulvidraco (yellow catfish), 1677 nucleotides. RefSeq names its product relaxin 1 (gene rln1). Gene Ontology annotation, molecular function: hormone activity. Gene Ontology annotation, cellular component: extracellular region. NCBI's taxonomy places the organism in Eukaryota, Metazoa, Chordata, Actinopteri, Siluriformes, Bagridae. The record is from RefSeq and is a predicted model, not a curated record. The transcript has 2 exons. The coding region runs from base 264 to 815 and encodes 183 amino acids.